Messenger RNA from Racocetra fulgida, 2383 nucleotides. Lineage: Eukaryota; Fungi; Glomeromycota; Glomeromycetes; Diversisporales; Gigasporaceae. The record is from the annotation of a GenBank genome assembly.
AGACGUAGCAACAGUUUUCACCAACAACAACAACUGGUCACAUCUAUUCGACCUGAAUCAUCUAUAACUAAUAAAAAUGUUGAUGUGAUGGAAGUUGAAAAAGAUAAUGAAAUAAAUGAAACAACUGGAUCAAUUGAUGACUCCUUAUCAUUUAUGGGACGUUCAUCAAAAAUUUCAAUCACAAAUCGUAACUCUAAAGACUCUAUUAGGAUGGACAAUUUAUCCCCUAAUGCUAAUAAUGUAGGAGAGUUGGAUUGGAAAUACCUUUCAGCUGAGCAUAAUUCUGAUUCGGAAAAUGCUAAUGAAAUUUCGGGUAGUGUGGAUGAUAAAGAAUUUAAAAUUAAUGAUGAUUUAUCUAAUCGACGUAGAAAUUCUAAAUCCCAUCCUCCACUAACCAUAAACACUAAAUCCUCUAAAUCGACUCGUCUGAUCACUCCGGAAUCUUCUGAUUCGGAAUUUGAUAUUUCGAAUGCGCAUAUGCCCCUUGCCUCUUCAUUGGGUGGAAGUAUAAAUCCUUUACGUGUACCGCGCCAUAGUUCUGCUGAACUUUAUAAGGGUAGUAUAAUAGAAAGACGUGGUAGACCUGUUAGUAUGACUUUUUCUUCGAUGGAUGAAGUUAUUGAGGAGGAAAGAGGUUCUUUAUCGGACAUUGCUGAGCAAGAAGCCGCUAAUGUAAGAGCAUCUGAUAAUGGCGUUCGUACACGAAAUAAACUGUUGGCUAAGAAAAAACGUGCUCAAAAAUAUACUGACGAUUUUAAUGAGAAAAAUAAUGUCUCAAGAUCAAAUAAAAUAAAUAAUCGACAACAAGCAGAUGACUCUUAUGAUAUUCAUGAUGAUAACAGCAGUAUUAUUUCAAAUGAAUCUUUUCUUGAUGAACUUAAUGCUUUGCGAUCACGUAUUCAAAAAUUGGAAUCUGAACGUGGUAAUAUUGAUGAUGACUCAACUUCUGAAAAACGAUCCCGGAAAAAGAAAAAUUCUUCGGAUCAAACUUUAUCACCAUCAGCAACAUCACCUGUUAGUUCGCAAGGCGGUGCAAGUACUACUAAUACUGGUACCUCUCGGCGUACCUUGACUACGGCUCAACAUAAUAAACACUUGGAAAGUGCUUUUGAGUUUUUUGAAAAAGCAUUCUCAACUUCGGAUCAGUCCACUAAUGAUACGUCACCUCCUCCAUCUCACUCGAUGGCCAUGGUUGUAUCGACUGCUCUUUAUCUUAACUCCCACCUACGUAAUGUUAUAGCUCAAAUGGAAACUGGCGGUCAAGCGUCGGAAAAAUACAUAAAAGUUUUAUUAAAAACUAGUGAUGAACAGAUUCGAAGUUUAACUGAAUGCUUAUUAGCAUUGGGUCCCCUUGCUCAAAAAAAGGUUCCUUCUAAGAAAGAUUCACAUAGUUCCCUUUUACAAAUGCCUACUGCUUCAACACGUCCUAUUUCUCCCGUACAAAGAAUAACAUCUGUUCCUACUUCAGAAGUUAACUAUCAUGAAAUACGGAGAAUCUCUCCAACUCCACCAACAGAUCAAUCAUCUCCACCCACUUAUUAUACUCCUCAACGUCCAUCUAUGUAUAAUCGUAUGUCUAGACCUCCUUCACCGGGUUUGCCACCAGAAAAUAUAUAUGAUCCUCAAUUUACUCAGGUUCCCUCCACACGUGCUACAGAUUAUCGAGAAAGACGCAACCGGCGUUAUUCUGGUAGUACGUACGGCGGUUCUUAUUCUGGUCCAUUCCCACCACCUUCAUCAUCACCUUCUCCUCCUCCAGUUCAACCUUCACAUUAUGAUCAAUCUAAUGGACGAACUUAUUUGGACCGAGAAAUUCCUCGUUUACAAAGAUACCAAUCACUUAAUGCUGUUCCUUCUCUUAAUAAUACCUCAUCCUAUCAAAGAUCUCAAUCUCGUUCAACAUCCUUUGGACGUGCUGACGAUUCAUUUACUACGGGUCAUGUGCGUAGUGCUUCUAAUUCAUCAUUAUAUCGUUCUUCAUCUGGACGGUCAUAUGUACAACGUGGUGAUGAGUUCGUCAAUAGUCCGGUUUCGACUUCGCGACAAUCACGUACAUUCGAUUAUUCUCGUCGAUAUCAAUCAGAAAAUGGUCAAUCUCAAAUUGACAGACGUCAAGGUCCCAUUUCUGAAAUGGAUAGAAGAUAUGGAAGGCGAGCCGGUGGGAAUUAUGAGCCUGAUGAGGUCUUUGAUGGUCAAAGUGGUUAUGGUGAUCAUGUUUCUGACAAAAACUAUACUUUAAGAGAAGAAAAGCCUGUUUUAAGAAGAGAUGAUUCAAAUAAUAGUGAUAUUAUUCAUAAACAAAGAUUGGCUUCUCAUCCAGAUGAACAAUCUCAUAAUGAUGGUGUGGAAGAAGAUGAAACUCACAAUGAUGGCGGGCAAGAAG